GAAGGGAGACAGUGGGGGGUUUAGAAGGGGUUUUCUUAUCCACUGAAGAAACUCGAGCUUCUAUUCCAUGGCUUCCACAGCCUAUUCUCUCUACUCAAUACCUCACUUCUCCGCUACACGGAGACUACCCCAAAACCCCCGUGCCAAUCCUAAACCAGAAACCACUGAACCACUCGCUGUGUCGCAAAGCCCACAACUUUUGAAGAUUCACACUCUCAAACGGGCAAAGCCUCUUGUUUUGUACGCCGUUUCAGUUUCUAAAGACGAGAUAUUGACUCAAACCCAGGAGGAUAUAUCAAAUUCGCAUAAAAUCUCCAAUGGCUCACUCGCGAUUUUGCCCGAGGAGUCGACCAGGAGAGUUUUCGUGCAAGACCCACCUUGGAUUUCUUCUCUUUUCUUGAGCAACAAUUUGUUCGUUAGGGCUAGGGAGAUCGAACGGGCCAAGCUGAGGAUUCGCGAGACCAACAGGAACAAGUACCGUUUGUUGAAGAGGAGGCAGGUGAAGGCGGAGACUGAGGCAUGGGAGAAGGAGGUUGAGGAGUACAGAGAGCUUCAUAGAGAAAUGUGUGAGAAGAAAUUGGCGCCAAACCUUCCUUAUGUGAAGAAACUCUUCCUCGGGUGGUUUGAGCCCCUGAGAGAUGCCAUAGAGAAGGAGCAGAAGACUCAGAGGACUAAGAAGAACAGGGCUGCUUACUCGCCUUACAUUGACUCUUUGCCGGCUGAUAAAAUGUCCGUCAUUGUGAUGCAUCAGAUGAUGGGGUUGAUGAUGAUGUGUGGCAACGAGAAUAAGUAUGUUCAAGUACUCCAAGCUGCAUUGCAGAUUGGCACUGCAAUUGAGAAUGAAGUUAGAAUUCAUAGUUUCUUGGAGAAAACGAAGCAACUCAAGAGUCAAACAAAUGAAACACCAAAGCAAGAGGAUUUAAGCAGGGAUCCAAUAUGGUUAAGAAAGCGGAUACAAUGGCUGAUUAAAAAGAACAGACUAGUUCAAGUGCAAAAAUUGUUGAAAAACGAAGAAUUUGAGCCUUGGGGUCAAGAAAUAAGGGCUAAGUUGGGAUGCCGUCUUAUAGAAUUAUUAACGGAAACAGCUUAUGUGCAACCUACAAUCAAUCAGUCAGCUGAUAGUCCUCCUGAUAUUCGGCCUGCAUUCAGGCAUUCGAUAAAAAUUACUUCAAAAGGUUUUGGGAAGAAUUUUGUGAGAAGGUAUGGAGUUAUAGAAUGUGACCCCUUGGUUGGUGCUGGACCUGAUACAGUUAAGCACACGGUGAUUCCUUAUAUACCAAUGUUGGUGCCACCAAAAAAAUGGAAAGGGUAUAACAAAGGUGGAUACUUGUUCUUACCCUCAUAUGUGAUGCGUACCCAUGGGUCUAGGCAUCAACAAGUUGCUGUUCAAAAUGCUCCAAAAAAACAAAUGGAGCAAAUAUAUGAGGCCUUGAAUACUUUAGGAAACACAAAAUGGAGAGUAAAUAAAAGAAUACUAAGCGUGGUAGAGAGUAUUUGGGCUGGUGGUGGCAAUAUAGCUGGCAUGGUGGAUCGCAACGAUGUUCCCAUACCAGAGAUAGACUCCAAUGAUAUUGAAGAAGUGCAAAGUUGGAAAUGGCAUGUGAGGAAAGCAAAGAAAAUCAACCGAGAGAGGCAUUCCUUAAGAUGCGAUACUGAGCUGAAACUUUCUGUGGCUCGGAAAAUGAAAGAUGAGGAAGGCUUUUAUUAUCCCCACAAUCUUGAUUUUAGAGGCCGUGCAUACCCUAUGCAUCCCUACUUAAACCACUUGAGUUCUGAUCUCUGUAGAGGAAUCCUUGAGUUUGCUGAAGGACGGCCACUAGGAAAGUCAGGACUACGCUGGCUGAAGAUACAUUUAGCAAAUCUUUUUGCAGGUGGUAUUGAGAAGCUUUCAUAUGAUGCACGCCUGGCAUUUGUCGAAAAUCACCUUGAUGAUAUACUAGAUUCAGCCAACAAUCCUCUCACCGGAAGCCGUUGGUGGUUAAGAGCUGAGGAUCCAUUUCAGUGCUUAGCUGCUUGUAUUAAUCUCUCAGAAGCUCUUAGAAGCUCAUCACCGCAUACUGUCAUCUCCCACUUGCCAAUUCAUCAGGAUGGCUCAUGCAAUGGCCUACAGCACUAUGCAGCAUUGGGAAGAAAUAGUAUGGAGGCAGCAGCUGUCAACUUAGUUGCUGGAGACAAACCUGCCGAUGUUUAUUCUGAAAUUGCUCUAAGGGUUCAUGGUAUUAUAAAAGAAGACAGCCUAAAGGACCCAUCUAGUAAUCCCAAUGCUUUACUAGCCAAACUAAUAAUUGACCAGGUGGACAGGAAAUUGGUGAAACAGACAGUAAUGACUUCUGUAUAUGGUGUUACUUUUAUUGGGGCACGUGAGCAGAUCAAAAGAAGGUUAGAGGAGAAAGGUCUUAUUACUGAUGAUAGGCUUCUUUUCAGAGCUGCUUGCUAUGCUGCUAAGGUGACAUUGUCUGCUCUUGGGGAGUUAUUUCAGGACGCGCGCGGCAUAAUGAAUUGGCUUGGAGAUUGUGCAAUGGUGAUUGCUUCUCAAAAUCAACCCAUUUGUUGGACAACUCCACUGGGUCUUCCUGUUGUGCAGCCAUAUUUUAAAAGUAAAAGACACACAAUAAGAACUUCUCUUCAGAUGUUGUCUUUGAAGUGCUAUGGCGACUCCAUCGAGGUCAGGAAGCAGAGAACAGCAUUUCCUCCAAAUUUUGUGCACUCGCUUGAUGGUUCACACAUGAUGUUGACUGCCAUUGCUUGCAGGGAUGCAGGAUUACAUUUUGCAGGAGUGCAUGAUUCCUUUUGGACACAUGCUUGUGACGUUGACCAGAUGAAUUGUAUACUAAGAGAGAAGUUCGUGGAGUUAUACGAUGUGCCGAUUCUUGAAAAUCUGCUUGAAAGCUUCCAGGCAUCAUUUCCAGCAUUGACUUUCCCCCCUCUACCAGAACGAGGCAAUUUUGAUAUGCGAGAAGUUCUCAAGUCUCCCUAUUUCUUCAACUGAACCGCCGCCAUUCACCAUCAUUGCUGAAAGCCCUUCUGCAAAUAGCAGCAGCUAUUUCUUCUCAGACAUGAAUAGGCACAAGUCACAUAGAAGAAUUGUUGGCUCUUCGCCCAUGCACGAGCUCAAAUUUCUCUCGGUAUGAAGAUCAUGCUCUUUCUUGCAUAGUCUUGUCACUCGGGUGUCUCUCUGCAAAACAAAGUUAGCGCGGCAAAAUUCUUGCUCCACCACACAUGAGAUCUGUAACAUAAAUAUUGGCAUCCCAGCUUCUCUAUUACAGAAACAGAUGGGAAAAGAAGCACAGUAGUACACUGCAGUUCUGCUUCUGGAGCCACCAUUAAAUUUAGAUUAUUGCUAGAAAUAUUUCUUUUAGAUGCUCUAAAGACUAAAGGUACCUCUUUUGGGAACUCUUUAGGUGAUGAAUGUAACAAUAGGGGUAGAAAAUACUUUCUUCCUGAGUGCUGUAAAAAUUUGAAUACAGGCUGAACCUUGUAUAUUGAAAAUUUUGAAGGUAUAAUAAUAUUAAAGGAAAAUUGUAAUUUA
Messenger RNA from Ipomoea nil (Japanese morning glory), 3529 nucleotides. RefSeq names its product DNA-directed RNA polymerase 3, chloroplastic-like. NCBI's taxonomy places the organism in Eukaryota, Viridiplantae, Streptophyta, Magnoliopsida, Solanales, Convolvulaceae. Bases 68 to 2989 code for a protein of 973 amino acids. Gene Ontology annotation, molecular function: DNA-directed RNA polymerase activity; DNA binding. The record is from RefSeq and is a predicted model, not a curated record. Gene Ontology annotation, biological process: mitochondrial transcription. The transcript has 19 exons. Gene Ontology annotation, cellular component: mitochondrial DNA-directed RNA polymerase complex.